Molecule: messenger RNA, 1431 nt
Organism: Rubroshorea leprosula
Lineage: Eukaryota; Viridiplantae; Streptophyta; Magnoliopsida; Malvales; Dipterocarpaceae
Source: the annotation of a GenBank genome assembly
GUGAAUGGAAAUACAUAUUAAAAAGUAAGAUGUGGAAUCUACGGGGAGACAAAAGCGGCAUUCUUCCAGCUUUGAUGUUGAGUUACCAUCAUCUUCCUUCUCAUUUGAAGCAAUGCUUUUCCUAUUGUGCAAUGUUUCCGAAGGAUCACCAAUUCAACAAAGAGGAGUUAAUUUUCUUGUGGAUGGCAGAGGGGCUCUUGCAAAAACAUGCAGGAGAAGAAAAUCAAAUUGAAGACAUUGGUCGUCAGUAUUUCUCUGAGCUACUUUCUAGAUCAUUCUUUCAACAGUCAAGCAAUAAUGAAUCGAUUUAUAAGAUAAGAAAGCUUCCGGAUUCAAUUGGAGAUUUGAAGUGUUUGCGAUACCUUAAUUUGUCUGAAACUGCCAUAGAAACCUUACCUGAAUCCAUAGGUUUCCUUCUGUCAUUACAGACAUUGUUGUUACAGAAUUGUUAUCAGUUCUCCAAAUUUCCUGCAACAAUUGGGAACUUGAAUGACCUUCAAUAUCUUGAUAUUACUAAUACCCAGUCUUUAAAAGCUAUGCCACAGGAAAUAGCUAAUCUCAAAAAUCUUUUGAUAUUGCCCAAAUUCAUAGUAGGGAAAACAGAAGGACUGAGAUUAAGUGAUGUGAAGAACUUGUUACAUCUUCGACGGUAUCUAUCUAUUCUAGAUCUACAAAAUGUUUCUGAUAAUUUAGAUGCCAGACAAUCCAAUUUACACAUGCUUGAAGCUCUAGAUGAGUUGGUGCUAGAAUGGACUUCUGAUUUUGAUGAUUCAAGAAAGGGAAGUGAUAUUGCAGAGGAAGUGCUCAGCUCCUUAAGACCUCAUCAAAAUUUGAAGAAGUUGACGAUUGGUUGCUAUGGUGGUAAGCAAUUUCCGUCCUGGAUUGGUGAUCAAUGUUUUUGCAAUUUGUCCUAUUUGAGGUUAUUUGGUUGUAGAAAUAGCACUUUGUUGCCAUCAGUUGGGCAAUUACCUGUACUUGCAGAGUUGAUUAUUGAAGACAUGAAUGCAAUUGAAACUAUUGAGUCUGAGUUUUAUGGGCAUGGUGGGCGUGGCGCUUUUACAUCUUUGCAGAUGCUUAAGUUUCACAACAUGUUAAACUGGGAGAAAUGGGCUUUUCUGACUGACACUGGAGUAGAAUUCUCGUGUUUGAAGGACCUUGAGAUUGCAAACUGUCCUAAGCUGACGGGCAAAUUACCCAGCCACCUUUCUUCUCUCAUUAAUCUUGUGAUAAAGGGAUGCCCAGAGUUAACAUAGAGUGCAACCGUUUGAUAGGACAUCCCUGUAUCUUGUAUUUGUAGUAGCUCCAUAUUGACUUCAUAGAUUUCAAAGUAAUAGGCUGUAGUGUUACCUCGCACUAUUAGUUUCAUUUGAGCUUCAUGGUGUAUUCAUAUGCGCUUCUGCAACAUGAAUGUUAUAAAUAAUGUUAUAGAUA